AUUUAUGCUAUUUCUUUUAAUAUCAAUUGCUCUAGCUUAAUAACUUGAGUAUUUUACCGAUGCCAACUUUUAAAAACGAACUCUCAUAUCCAAACACUAUGUAGUCAAUGAUUGGAUCAUCGGAUUUUGUGAUCAGGAAUGUCCUAAUGAAACAAUUUCUAUAAUAAAUUCUUUUCCAGAUUCAUACUAAAAAGGGCUUGUGAAUCUUUCAACCAAUCAAUGGAUUAAAGAUAAUAUUGCUCAUAAAGGUAUUUGGAUUUAUUAUAUGAAUAACACUAUGUGUGAGUAUAAGAAUGGAAAUUGUGAUUAAUAUUUUCAGGUCCCUUAAAAAUAUAACAUCCCAAAAGUUAAUUUCUUUGAGCCUAGAAUGGUAAUUCUAUUUAGAAUAUAUUUUAGAUUGUCAUUUAAAUAGGAUGUGUUAUUUUAGUAAUAUUUUACAUAAUGGCAUUCUUUGAUUUAAAAAAGAGAUUUUGGGAUACAAAAAAAAAAGUAAAAUCAUCAUGA
Messenger RNA from Paramecium primaurelia, 504 nucleotides. NCBI's taxonomy places the organism in Eukaryota, Ciliophora, Oligohymenophorea, Peniculida, Parameciidae. The record is from the annotation of a GenBank genome assembly.